Perca flavescens (yellow perch) is the source of this 2012-nucleotide messenger RNA. RefSeq names its product acireductone dioxygenase 1 (gene adi1). Lineage: Eukaryota; Metazoa; Chordata; Actinopteri; Perciformes; Percidae. Gene Ontology annotation, molecular function: acireductone dioxygenase [iron(II)-requiring] activity. Bases 109 to 654 code for a protein of 181 amino acids. The record is from RefSeq and is a predicted model, not a curated record. The transcript is spliced from 4 exons.
CUGCAGUCACGUGACAUGCAACGGCAACACACACAUGUCAGUAUUUAGUUUAGUUCAGGAGUCCAGCUGUAGAGACUGUGACAGAGACGUCCAGCGGUUAGCUCCAGCAUGGCUACGACGUUAGAAGCCUGGUACAUGGACAGCUCCGAGGAAGACCAGAGAAAGCCGCACAGACUCAACCCAAACCGGCCCGUUUCCCUUGACGACUUGAGAAAACUCGGCGUUUUUCACUGGAAGCUGAAUGCUGAUAUCUAUGAAACCGACCCAGAGCUGGAGCAGAUCCGUAAAGACCAAGGCUACUCCUAUAUGGAUAUUAUCUCCAUUCACAAGGACACACUACCUAACUAUGAGGAAAAGCUCAAGAUGUUCUUUGAGGAGCACCUGCACCUGGAUGAUGAGAUCCGCUACAUCCUGGACGGCCACGCCUACUUUGACGUCCGGGACAAAGAAGACCGAUGGAUCCGAAUUGCCAUGAGCAAGGGGGACCUGAUCACCCUACCGGCCGGCAUUUACCACCGCUUCACCCUGGACGAGAAUAACUACACCAAAGCCAUGAGGCUGUUUGUGGGGGAGCCAGUGUGGAAAGCUUACAACCGGCCUGCUGAUGACUUUGACAUCCGCCAGAAGUACGCGGCUUCUCUGCAGGGAUCCUGAGAGAGAGCUGUGUGAUUCCAUAUGACCACUACUUACACUACAAUCCGAGCCUAAUGUGAUUCUGUAGGUUUACAGUCCAAAUGUUGGGAAACAUUGUGGAUCAUUAAAGAUCACCUGUAGCAGAGCAGUCAUAGUAUGCACUAAUAUGCUUUUUAGUGGCAAAUUAAAUUAAUUUGGCCUACAUGUAGACAAUAUCAGAGGUGGAGUUUCAGUUAGUACAUUAACUCAAAAGGUACAGGAGUUUCCAAUUUUUCCUAUUUAGACCGAUACAUUUUAUUUACCAGUUAAAUUUAGAUUCUACAGACGGGCGCCCGGAUAGAUCAGUUAGUAGAGCGGGCGACUACAUAUGGAGGUUUGCUCCUUGACGCAGCGGACCCGGGUUAGACUCCGACCUGCAGCCAUUUGCUGCAUGUCAUUCUGCCUCUCUCUUCCCUUUCAUGUCUUCAGCUGCCCUGUCAAAAUAAAGGCCUAAAAUGCCCCAAAAAUGUAGAUUCUACAGACAAAAAAUUAUCAGAUAAUAAAAUCGUGUACACUGUUAAAAACUACCCCAUAACACAUAAAGUAUUUAACAUUAGCACAUCAACAAGCUACAUUAAAAUGUUGCCUAAUGCAUCAGUAAUAAUGAUGCAAUAAUAAUAUACAAUCACAUAUGUAACAUGUUGAAGGGGCCAUUUUGCACGAGUACUUCCACUUUUGAGAAGAUCAGUUUUAACUUCAGUAAAAGUUUGAAGGUAGGACUCUGACUUGUAAUGGAGCAUCACAUACUUGGGGUCUAAAUACUGGUUUUACGACCGGACAAUCUGUAGUGCCCAGGGUUUUGUUGUUGUUCAGCCCGGUAGCCAGUGUCUUUUUUUUCCGACGAGGGCCCGGCUGGGGCCAGUCACAGACUGAUUGCAGCCUUUAUGUAGAACCAAAUAGUUUCUGUGAUAACGGAAUCGUGAAAUUGAGGAAAAAAAUAAAUAAGUGUAAGACAGAUUUCAGAGGGCUCUACAUUAAAGGUGCUCUAAGUGAUGUUGGAGGACGUCACUUCUUGUUGACAUUCUAAGUAUUGCUCGCGCCUCCCUCCUCACCCCUCCCCCAACUUAGGCCCGGUGGUCCACCAGGCUUGCUAUACACUGGGGGGAACCCUUGUGCCUUGUUCUCAAAUUGGUUGUGUUUGAUACUAUAAGAUUUAUGCUCAACAGCAUGUUGAAAUAUACAACUAAUUCACAGUAUUUUCUAAUUUCAUAUUCAAAUCUCUCUGAAUCUGAAGUCAGAGAUAUAACUUAAUGUACCCGUCUAUGCUAAUGGGCUGGAACGUCUGACAGAUUCAUCUACAUUUCUUGUUGUAUGGGACAUAAAGCUGCUGCUAUUUUCAA